Messenger RNA from Lytechinus pictus (painted urchin), 3397 nucleotides. RefSeq names its product crk-like protein. NCBI's taxonomy places the organism in Eukaryota, Metazoa, Echinodermata, Echinoidea, Temnopleuroida, Toxopneustidae. The record is from RefSeq and is a predicted model, not a curated record. Gene Ontology annotation, biological process: cell migration; signal transduction. Bases 348 to 1283 code for a protein of 311 amino acids. The transcript is spliced from 8 exons. Gene Ontology annotation, molecular function: signaling adaptor activity; receptor tyrosine kinase binding.
ACGUCAUAGACGGCCGUGCUAUUUUGGCUAAGUGGCCUGUAUUGAAGUUUGACAGAAAUAACACACACAGUUUCUAUUGGACUUCUCGAACUUCCUGGAACUAAUGGCUAAAUAGCGUUUGUGUACAUGUACGUGUGUGUGAAUGGACUGUCAGGGACUUCUGCGAGUCAAGAUUUUCAUCGUCGGUUUUUCAUCACGAUUUCGGCAUCGAUGAAGACUCUUCUCGAAUUUGACAGGAAGGGGUUUUAUUGAUCAACGGGAUAAUUUGAUUCUUUGGAGGUGUAUUUUGGUCGAACUUUUCAGGAAACCAUCUCAAUCGGACGAUAAGUGAAGAGGGUUCGUCAAUUAUGGCGUCCCAAGACGAUCUCAAAACCCCGUAUGAUGAUAACAAUAAACAUUUAUGGCAUUUUGGCGGUAUCACGCGAGGGGAGACAGACAACCUCCUAAUCCAAAAGCGACCCGGGACGUUCCUCGUACGAGAUAGCCGGACGUGUCCAGGAGACUCGGUUCUCUGUGUUAGUGAAAAUAGUAAAGUAUCUCAUUAUAUCAUCACGAGAAAAGGGGAUCAGUUUGUGAUCGGUGACCAGAUUUUCUCAACGCUACCUGACAUUCUGAACUUUUACCGGGGUCAUUAUCUAGAUACAACCGUCCUAGUUGAACCGUGUCCUAAGAGACAGAUGGUGGCUCAGCCCCCACCACAGUCCCCAGCACCGACAUCACAAGAGAAGUUAAACGACAGAGCACCGCCGACGCCGAAGCCCGAAGUUCCUCCCGUAAAUCCUACACCUCCUCCUAGCAUACCACCAAGCAACGCCGAACGAUUUAGAGUUAAAUACACCUUCACCAGUGAUGAUUCUGACGAUUUACCCGCUCAGAAAAACGAGAUUCUGACGUUAGUGAACCGAGACGAAGCGGAUUGGUGGACGAUGCGCAAUGGAAGGGGGCAAGAAGGGCAGUUCCCUGUUCCUUGGAUGGAGGCGUUGCCUGUUGAACCACCCCCUGAGGUUUACCGUUCAGUCACAUCAUAUGGUAAAGCAAUACAGAGAAGAAUUCCCAACGCAUACGACACGACGCAACUAAAAUUUGAGAAAGGAGACAUUGUCAAAGUGGUGAAACAGCACAUGAGCGGAUACUGGGAGGGCGAGUUACUCAAGGAUGGCGCCCAAGGAUUUUUCCCUUUCACAUUUGUAGAAAUCCUUCCGCCCGAGGAAGCGGACAAAAUAUUACAAGGACAUAACGCCAGUCAAAACGGAAUGGAGGGUAAUAAUUCUCUCCUAAAUUGAGCGCAGACUCUGGACUCUUUCAUACAUUAUUUUUGUUGGAAUGACUUGAAAAUUGAAGGAAGAGAUACGUAUGAACAUCAUGCUUCUAUAUUAUGUGUAUAGUAACCAUAUAUCAUGACUGACUGAAUUUUAUUUGUAAUCGUGCUGAGGGGUGGCGGUGAUCGAUAGCCGAUGCAGUCGUUGAUCGUGAUUAUCAUGCAUUAUCGUGAUUGGGACGGAUUGGCGGAUGUUGACUGGGUUAUGCCACAGAGUUCUUGCAUGGAUCGUGUCGUGUUAACUUCCACGUCAACGCCCAUGGUGUACAAAUGCGCGACUCAAGCACAGAGCGAGACUUCUGAUCAAACAGAACAUUUAAGGGUUAAGUUUCGCUCAUUUUUUUUGCCGGUCUUUAGUUCGCAGUUGGUCGUUGUUAACCGAUUCCUUCGCAAGGGCCGACUUAGCCUGUGUCAAUGAGAGAUGUACAUGUGAAUUGGCUGAGAUGUGGAUAAUCUGAUUCUGCAGUAUCUUAAAGCAGGAAAGGAAACCUGAACUUACCAUCGAAUCCCUCAACUUGACACUGGCAGCAUCCUUCCGCAGAUGGACACAUCAACCGAUGCUGAUACGCUGCUCGGUAACAAGCUAAAAUUGCUGUACAUGCCAUAUAUUUGCGUGUACAUCAAAUAUAUCACCAUUUUAUUCAAGAUAAGAUGUUGAUGAUAUCUUGGGGAUUAUCUCAGUUUUAUUGACUUUGUGUAAGUGUAGCAGAAAGCGAGAAAUGUUUGUGGUUGUUCAGUGGCGUAAUUCACGAAGGUAGCACUACUGCAAAUUAUGCACUAUUGGUGUCAGGAGUGGGAUGAAGCAUAUAGAAAUUCAAGAGUAGGAUAAUGGAGUGCAAGAUCUCUGCUAGUACCGCUUCACAGCCGAUGCUAGAGCUAGUAUCCCAAGGAAGAGAAGGAAUGCUAUCAUUGUUGGAUGUCUUUGCUUGGAAAAUGCCAAGGACAGAUCGAGCAGUAUGCAAAUAUUCAGUGGAGGAUCCGUUGAGAAGCAAUCCCUUGUGCAGUUCGCCUACAGCAUCCGCUUGUUUACGGUAGCAAGGCCACUAUCGACCAACAUCCUGCCUCCAAAGAACAUGAAAUAAAUCCAUUGCCAAUUCUUGAAAUCCGUUGUGUAUAAACACCGCUAGGUGACUUGUAAAUCUAGCGCCCUCUGGUGUUCACUUUUGUAUCCUGUCGAGCUUGUCCCGACAAAUAUCCUUCUCUUGGUGAUGAUUUAUUUUACUUCGCCAGAGGAAAAGUGGAACUGUCAAAUGAUUUGUUUGCCAUUUUAAUGUCUGUUACAUGCUGAAUACUAAAAUUACUAUUGUGAUAUGUGUUACUCAUAUUUUGUCAGUGCUUGUUUUUUUUUUCUCAGUAGUAUGAGGAACUUUUUUAACUCCUCAUUUCCUAUAUAAGAUAUGGAAGAAUAUUAUGUCAUCUUUUAGAAAUUUCAUCUGAAUGGUUUUGGAAGCGUUGUUAAAUCAUGUCUUCAAUCAAAAGACAGUUAUGAGCGAAUCUUAAUGUUCGGCAGGCACAAGAUUGGUGAUGGUUAUAUUCUUGUGAGAAUGGACACUUUGACACCAUUCUCAUAAUAUACUUUCUAAAACUGGGCCCUUUCUUACAAACUAGUUUCCAGUAAGCUAGUUUUAGGAAGGUAGUGAGAACGGUGUCUUUGACUGGUUCCAUGAUGUUUCCUCUGGCGACAAUUUUGCUCUGCUCUAAAUUCCACACACUAAAUCAAAAGACCAACUUCAACCUUCCCUAAACCUAACACUAAACCCUAUUGCAACCCUAACCCUACAUCGUAGACAAAAUUAAGCCCGGAGCAAUUGUCGCAGGAGCAAAUAUCGUGUCACCCUUUGGAUAAAACUAGUUAUGCCUAAAGCAUACAUAUAUAUGUACAAACUCAAGCAUAGCCACAGCCUUAUACAAUAUACAUGUAGAUAGGAUGCAAGUUCCAAAGUCAAAAUAUAUUAACCAUUUAGGGCAAAAAACAACAAUCCCUUGUACACUAUACCAUUUUUGGAAGUUCAAUAAUGAAGCACUACAAUGUAUGAAACUUGUUAUAAAUUAUCUUGGAUCUUGACACGCACACACACA